Nicotiana tabacum (common tobacco) is the source of this 2127-nucleotide messenger RNA. Its product is annotated as two-component response regulator ORR26. Gene Ontology annotation, biological process: cytokinin-activated signaling pathway; phosphorelay signal transduction system. Lineage: Eukaryota; Viridiplantae; Streptophyta; Magnoliopsida; Solanales; Solanaceae. Gene Ontology annotation, molecular function: DNA-binding transcription factor activity; DNA binding. The record is from RefSeq and is a predicted model, not a curated record.
AUAACGAGAUAGAGAUAGCCGGCGCUAAAAUGCUGGUUGUUUCCCUCAUUCUAAACCUUUCCAUUUAAAAAGUCUCACACAGCUUCCUUUUUUAGUCUGUCACUCUCACUCGCACUCUCUCUCUUAUCACAUAUCAAAGCAUUAUUGGCUUUGUUUAUUCCUAUUUAUAUAUGUAUAUGGUAGUAAGUGUUGCAGGUCCGAGUUUUUUUCAGCUGUUUUAUGAUGGAGAAUAGUAAGAGCAGUGCAGGGUUUUCUUCUCCAAGAAGUGAUAAUUUUCCGGCUGGUUUACGGGUACUUGUUGUUGAUGAUGAUCCUACCUGGUUGAAAAUUCUUGAAAAGAUGCUUAAGAAGUGCUCUUAUGAAGUGACGACAUGUGGUCUAGCACAAGAGGCUUUGAAUCUUCUCCGAGAAAGAAAGGAUCAUGGGUUUGAGAUUGUGAUAAGUGAUGUUAACAUGCCUGACAUGGAUGGAUUUAAGCUUCUGGAGCAUGUUGGACUAGAGAUGGAUCUUCCUGUCAUAAUGAUGUCUGUCGAUGGAGAAACAAGCAGGGUAAUGAAGGGCGUUCAACACGGUGCAUGUGAUUAUCUCUUGAAACCUAUACGGAUGAAAGAACUUAGAAACAUAUGGCAGCAUGUGCUCAGAAAAAGGAUGCACGAGGCAAGGGACAUCGGAAACCAUGAAAUGGACCUAUUUGAUCAACUGUGGAUGUUUAAUGGAACUGAUUCAGGCAACAAGAGAAAAGAUUUUGACGAUAAAGAAAUUAGUGUUCAUUCUUCUUCCAUGAAGAAACCCAGAGUAGUUUGGACUGUAGAUCUUCAUCAGAAAUUUGUCAAAGCCGUAAACCAGAUUGGAUUUCACAAAGCUGGUCCCAAGAAGAUACUUGACUUGAUGGCUGUUCCAUGGUUGACUAGAGAAAAUGUUGCUAGCCACUUACAGAAGUAUCGCCUAUACUUGACUAGGUUGCAGAAAGGUGGGAUGAAGCAUCCGAAUGUUUCUUCUAAAGAAAAUUCUCUUCAGAAUCCAGUGGAUGUGUGCGCUGAUGUUACAAAUGACAAGUGUAGUAAAGCUAUUGCUCAAAAUUGUAAGUCCAACAUAUAUGAGAGCAAGGUAAAAGGUGUUGUUUCAAUCCCAGUAGCAGAGCCGGGGUCUGUGGUUGGAGAUAACUUUGAUUCUCACACUGCUGGUUCAAAGACAAGCCUCAGUGGAUUGAUCAAUACUGAUGUAAAAAGUGUCGAUGUACCCACUCCAUAUUGCUUUACUGGAGAAGCUCCACAACCUCAAUACAAACAAGAUUUCAAACCACGUUUUCCGUCAGAAAAUCAGCCACUGCCCGGGAUUCCUCAUCAAAUCCAAGUGGAUUGCACACAACCAACUUGUUCUCUCAACCUUGUACCUUCUCAUGAAAUGAGGGAGUGGGACAGACUUUCCGGUAAAGAAAAUAAGCUUUCUUCUUUCUUCAAGAGCACAAGUGGAGUAGGAAAAUUAUCUGCAUUGGAAGCCAUUCAACCUGUGAGCCAUCAAAUAAAUUUUCAUUCCCUUGAGCAAAUUCCAAGUACAUGGAGUAUGACGAGUCAAAAUGUAGAUCAAAAUCUAGUCAAUGGUCUGCAAUCGAGCACAGGAAAUGUAACUUUGGGAAGUGGAUCAGUUGUUGCAUCUCUAGCUGAGGACAUGUGUGAUACUUCUAUUCAAGGUGAAUGUUUUCCAGCUUAUAAUGGUCUUCGGAACAUACAACAAUUUCACUACAAUGAACCACAACCCAUUUCUGGAGUUUCAACAUGCUUGUAUGAUACAUUGAGGUUUGAUUAUGAGUAUCCAAAUGAUUCAUUGGAAGGUAUUGUGUUGGACCAAGGUCUGUUCAUAGUCUAACCUUUAUCCAUUUAGAUGUGCAUUGCUCAUCGACAACUGCCAUGUUUUUCUCAACUAAAAAACAAAGAAGUGCUUUUUGAUUUUGGUGGAGUGGAAGAUCAUCUUCACAAAAAUGUACUUUACGAGCAUUGGCAAAUUUUUUAGCACAAUAAGCAAUCUUCUUGGACAGAACUUACUCAUCAAAGCAUGCUUAAUUAUCUGGUAUUGUAAGUAGAUUUAGAAAGGGUCAGCAUGCAAAUGUGCUCAUCCUCUUUUUUCUUU